AUGGACUCUCCACAAGAUGUUGGAGAUACUACUGCGAAUUCCAUUUCCAACCAGCUAAGCACCACUCACUUGCAUCGACCAACAGAAACACCAGUAAGGGCGACCACCAAGAAUAAUACGCCAACAGUACUGAAAGCUGGUACUGCUGUUGCAUCUGCAGUUUCUGCUGCUGUGUAUUCUGGACAGAAAUUCAUGCAAAUAUCUGUCUCUUUGGAGACGGGGCCGGACAAGCCCAUUCUUGUGUUGCGGCGCGUCCAAGACUCGUACGUCAACGUUUCCCAAAUGUUGGAGAUACUUGUGUUGACCGGACAUUUCCUGAAAGACCAGGUGAGUGGUUUUUUGCGCAAUGAAAUACUCCAUAGUACCCAAUACUUACCUCGUGGAAACCCGACCCAUUUGGCAUCGUUCAAUGAUUUCCGAACACACGCGGUCGAACAAAUACGUGGAUUAUGGAUUCCUUACGAUAAAGCGGUACUGAUUGCAGUGAGAUUCGAUCUUUAUGAGCUUGUUAAGAAGCUUUUUUUGGUUGACGUUCAUGACUUCCACAAAUUGCAUAAACCUGAGCUGGUUCAACUGGCUGCCCAGAAACGACCAAACGAAGAAGACCUCGGAGAAGUCGAAGGAUCACCCUCUAAAAAGAGAAAGGCUCUCACUGAGCUGCUGGAUCUGCUUACAGUCAGGCUUGCAGCGGAGAAUAACUCUAACUACCCGUACUGCUUGGCUCCAUUGAGUUUUGAAGAGAACAACAUUGCACUUAUUUCAGAAGUGAAGCUUAAAUUCAGUGAGAUUUUCAAGACAGAUGGUAAAGAUUCUGUUUCGUUCACUAUAAAAGACAUUGAAGAACAAUUCAAGCCAUUGUUUUCGAAAUGUGAACCUAAGGCAGGCAGUUUCACCUCCAUACUAGAUGUAUCGUUAGAUCUGCUGGGGAAAACAGCAUUGCACUAUGCUUCUACUCUCGCUUCAACUAAUCUAGUGGCCAGUUUUAUCGAACUCAAGAUAUGCUCCCCCAUCCGUGGUGAUAACAAAGGUGAAUCGCCGCUCAUCUCCAUGAUCCAGGUUACUAAUGCCAUGGAGAAAGGAAACUUCACAGAGAUACUUCGGAAUUGGUUGUGGCCUAACUUAUGGUUGUUUGACAGCAAGCACAAAUCUAUCUUUCAUGUCUUGACGUCGCUGGCAUCCAACAACUACAAAAGUUCGAAGUUCUAUCUCGAGAAAAUUUUGGAGUGGGCCGUCUCCAAUGAGAAUAAGGAGAAAAACUUGUUCAACAUUAGUACUAAAAUGAUCAAUGCUCAAGAGUCUGAAAAUGGCAAUACUGCCCUUCACCUAGCUGGUGAGCUAGAGCUCAAGUGGUUUGUCUAUUUGUUCCUCGAGUUACGUGCAGACCCGAACUUGCCCAAUAAUACUGGUGUGAAGGCCUCGGAUUUCGAUUGCGUUAAAGUAGUAGCAGAAGCCAGAGAUAAGUGCAAUGCGAACCCGGAUUCUCUCUCAGCAAUGAAGAAUCUCUAUGAAACUUUGGGAAUCUCUGAUGAUUCCGAAGAGUACAUGAUACAACUUGUACGCACUGGCGUGGAAUUCUUAAAUAAACUGAUGCAUUUUGCUGAGGUGGGAGAGAUGGAAGACGAACAGGAAGAGGAGAAACCUAAAGAACUUUCUCCCACAAGCGAAGUGGUGAGUUCAUCUUUACUUUCAAACAAAAUUUUUAAGUCUAUUCAGGAUUUAUUAUCUUCAACGAAUGAAGAGUACGAAAAAGUGAUCCAUUCUAAAAAGGCAGAAAUCAACAACCUAAACAGAGAGUUGCGAGAUGCUACAAUCAUCACAGCCAACAAUCGUUUUUUCUCCAAGAAAAUUGCAGAACGGAUAUCGCUGGUAGACACAAUGAAACUUCAAAUGGCUAACAUAACCGAUAAGCUUCAAACUUUCAAGAAAAACCAGCUGGAAGAAGGGGAUAAAGACGAUGUGUUUUCUUCGGAUAUUGAGGUUUCAACACUUGUCAAAUUCGAUGCGGAUGAGCCUUUUAUUAUCAAGCCAAUCUAUGAGAAGUUGAUCAAGGGGGAGGCAGUGGAAGCCACACCAGAAAUUUUAGAGGCUCUUCCGUCUUCUGGUAUACUUUCGGCGCGUUUGAAGGCUUAUAAUGAAGUCAAUUCCAGUCUUCAGCAGGAGUUAAAUAACUUGCUUGAUUACAAUGCGUUGACCGCAAAGUUCAAGAAAGUGGUAAGCUUUUGCACAGGCGUUGGUAUUAACGAGGUGGACGAGCUCUUAGAUGGAUUAUUAGAAGCAGUUGAGGGGCAACAAUAG
Molecule: messenger RNA, 2295 nt
Organism: Clavispora lusitaniae ATCC 42720
Lineage: Eukaryota; Fungi; Ascomycota; Pichiomycetes; Serinales; Metschnikowiaceae
Gene: SWI6
Product: transcriptional regulator
Cellular component (GO): SBF transcription complex; MBF transcription complex
Molecular function (GO): transcription coactivator activity; protein binding; DNA binding
Source: RefSeq, a predicted model, not a curated record